UUAAAAAUUGUUGUCAACAGGUUACACACAAAAUAGAUUAAUAAAUUGAAAAGUCAGUCGGUUUAGGAGAAACCAUCAUAAAACACCAUAACUUCACAGCAAAUACAGUUAACUGGACGGAAAUAAAGAUGAAUAUUAAACUAGUUGUGGUAGUUGCUCUAAGUUUAGUGAUACUUGUUUCAGCAAAGCCAAAUAAAAAGGGAAAGAAGAACGACAAGAGCCUCCUUGAGCAGUAUAUUGAACUCUGUGAAGGUCUUCAAGAUGGAGAAAUAGAAAACACUGAAGCAGAAUAUGAUGAUGUGUUUACACAAUUUAACACGACAUGUACCGACAUAUUAGCGUACUCAGAGGAAGCACAGGCCAUCGAAACACUUGCGAAAGAAAGUAAUAAAAGCGGUAAAAAGGGAGGCAAAAAGGGAGGGAAAGGAAAAGGCGGGAAGAAAAAUAAAGAAAACAAGGCAGUGGAGAGAUUAAUGGCAAUUUGUAUCUCCAUUGGAGUUCAAAAUUAUCUUGAAUCCUUUCCAGAUGACACUCCGAAUGAGCUUAAAGACAUAUAUGUAAAUGAUACUUACCCAAUAUGCCAAGAGGCAUAUGAGAUCAAAACAGGUGGAUUUGAAGUUGGGUUCAUCAAACUAUGCAAAACUUUUGAUGAUGGUAAAAUUAAAAACACGAACCCAAAAUACCAACUUUGGUUUGACUGGAUUGAACCUGUAUGUGAAAGUUAUAACGUGACAACAGAAGAAGAUGGUAUAGAGAGUGAUGCUGAAGUAAGCAUAUAUUGAUCAUAUUGAUGA
Messenger RNA from Ruditapes philippinarum (Manila clam), 794 nucleotides. RefSeq lists its product as uncharacterized. The record is from RefSeq and is a predicted model, not a curated record. The transcript has 5 exons. Bases 129 to 782 code for a protein of 217 amino acids. NCBI's taxonomy places the organism in Eukaryota, Metazoa, Mollusca, Bivalvia, Venerida, Veneridae.